AUGUACUUCACCCUUCCACUCAUUUUGGCUGCUGGCAGCCUCCCCCUCAUUUAUGGGGCUCCAGUCGCCUACUCGUCCUCGCGCGCCUCUGCAGAUGUAGUUGAAGUCGAGCAAUCCACGUCCAGUCACUCCCUCAGUGGACGUAGCACCAACCUCUACUCCGCCGUCUUUGGCGGCACCGGCCUAGUCUCCGAUGGAUGGCCCGCCGUCUCGAGCUGGGUGUCCAGCUUUGACGACAUGUUCGAAAGCAACAAGGAGAUCAUGGGAUCUUCCUGCGCACAGUGGGGUGUCGCCGAUACCACCGAGGAUGAGAUGGCCACCAUGAAGACCGCCAUCACCAAGAUCGCCGGCGAGUCUGGUGUCGAUGCCCGCUUCAUCUUGGCCAUCAUCAUGCAGGAGAGCAACGGCUGUGUCCGUGUCCACACUACCAACAAUGGCGUCGUCAACCCGGGUCUCAUGCAGUCUCACAACGGCAAGGGCAGCUGCAACACUGGUAUCAGCACCCCCGAGAACGUCCAGAACCCCUGCCCCGAGUCCGAGAUCGAGCAGAUGAUCCGUGAUGGUACCAUGGGUACCUCCGACGGUGACGGUCUGCAGCAGCUCAUCCAGGCCAACGGCGGCACUGGAGACGUCACUGCCUACUACAAGGCUGCCCGAUGCUACAACUCUGGCUCGGUGGCUUCCAAUGGCAACCUGGGCGAUGGCAUCGCGACUCACUGCUACGCUUCGGAUAUCGCCAACCGUCUCCUCGGCUGGUCCUCGGGUACUAGCAGCUGCAAUGAUAACACCAUCAGCACGCUCACCGGAUCCACCUGGAGCGGCAGCUCGUCAAGCAGCUCCAGCGGUGGUACCACUACCACCUCCGCCAACCCUAGCGGCGUGACCACCAUCCUGCCCGAGCCUGCUGCCCCAAGCAACACUGCGACCAGCACCACCACUGCCACUCUCACCCCUACCUCUUUGCCCGUGACAGCCGUCCAGAUUGACGAGGCCCAGCCCGCCCCGUCCACGACUUCCCCUGCUUCAACAUCCACCUCUGACGCCCCGCUGUACCCCUACGUCAUUUCACCCUGCCAGGAGUACUACACCAUCGUCGACGGCGACUACUGCAGCAAGGUCGAGACGCAAUACGGCAUUACUGCUGCGCAGUUGCAAAGCUGGAACACCGGUCUGGAUGAUACCUGCUCGAAUCUCUGGAAGGGAUACCAAUACUGUGUGAAGGCUUGA
Penicillium daleae is the source of this 1227-nucleotide messenger RNA. RefSeq names its product LysM peptidoglycan-binding domain-containing protein. The transcript has a single exon. The coding region runs from base 1 to 1227 and encodes 408 amino acids. Lineage: Eukaryota; Fungi; Ascomycota; Eurotiomycetes; Eurotiales; Aspergillaceae. The record is from RefSeq and is a predicted model, not a curated record.